AUGAACAAUAAAGAGACAGUAAAGCGGCAAAUAAAUCGCUGGAAGCAUCAAAUCGAACGAUCCACAGAAGGGGAGUCCAAAGAGUCAAAAGAGUCAAAAGAGUCAAAAGAGUCAAAAGAGUCAAAAGAGUCAAAAGAGUCAAAAGAGUCAAAAGAGUCAAAAGAGUCAAAAGAGUCAAAAGAGUCCAAAGAGUCAAAAGAGUCAAAA
Culex quinquefasciatus (southern house mosquito) is the source of this 207-nucleotide messenger RNA. Its product is annotated as processed variable antigen-like. NCBI's taxonomy places the organism in Eukaryota, Metazoa, Arthropoda, Insecta, Diptera, Culicidae. The transcript is spliced from 3 exons. The annotation marks the transcript as partial. The record is from RefSeq and is a predicted model, not a curated record.